Molecule: messenger RNA, 579 nt
Organism: Debaryomyces fabryi
Lineage: Eukaryota; Fungi; Ascomycota; Pichiomycetes; Serinales; Debaryomycetaceae
Exons: 1
Coding region: 1-579 (192 amino acids)
Source: RefSeq, a predicted model, not a curated record
AUGGCGUCAGUCGCUGAUUUAGUUACAAGCCUUCCAAGAGCUGCAGAGUUUAAUGAUUUUGGGACAAUCAAAGAGAAAAUUCUGAGCAUAAGUCCGCAGAUGUUUGAUAGCAAAUUGAAUGAGACGCAGAACAUAAUAAACAAUAUACAAAGCCUUGUUGAUAUUCUAAUUAAUGAGUGUCCUGAUACUGUCUCGGAUAAUAUUGAAUUUAUGAUAUCAUUUAAACUCAAUAUCCUUGAGUUUAAAGAAUAUAUCAAUACCUUCCGCCAAAACUAUAAUAAAUUAUCUUCUGACUUUGGAUAUUACAUGGAAAGUGAAUUAUUGUUAAGUCAAGAGAAACUAAUUAACGAGAAUUGCCAAAGUGAAAAAGACUCGCGAUUCUAUAGAUAUAGCAGACCAUCAGAAAGGUUUCCAUGGAAUUUCAAGCUGGAUUUAGAAAACUUGGUUUAUCCUUCGGAAAUCUUUCAAAAGAUUAAACGCGAUUUGAUUAUGGGAGUAAAUGCUUUACGUCGUAACGAGAAUAUAUAUGAAAUCAAAGUAGUUACAAACAAGUUUGGAUAUCUCACUAUCAGUAAUUGA